AGGAGCAGCGUGGAAGGGAGGAGGACGCAGCCGCACCCGGCGCAGCCGCACCCGCAGGUUCCUCUACUCUCGCCGCUACACCAUCGAGGUGAUGGUGGUGGUGGAUAACAAGAUGGCUCGCUACCAUGGCAAGCACUUCAACAUUUACGUCCUCACACUCAUGUCUGUGGUGGCGUUGAUAUUCCGUGACGCGAGCAUCGGGAACCGCAUCGACAUUUCGGUGGUUGAGGUGGUACGUCAGGACCGACAGCAGUUCUUCACCCGGAGAGAACAAGAGAACAGUGCUGAGGUGCCGGGAAAGUCUGCCGAAGAGAUGUUGAAAAUGUUCUGUAAGUGGCAACAUAAAGGUCUGAAGCGUAACUCCUCACAACAAAGCAGACGCUACGACACGGCUCUUCUCCUUACCAGGGAGAAUAUCUGUCGUAACCCCAGGACGAAGAGCUGCGACACGCUGGGUCUGGCAGAGCUGGGUACCAUGUGUUCCCGCCACUCGUCCUGCGCCAUCGUGCAGGACAACGGUCUCUCAGCGGCCUUCACUAUCGCCCAUGAACUAGGCCAUCUGUUGAACAUGCCCCACGACAACGACGACAAGUGCAGCCUGCUAGACAGCAGUGAGGAUGGUAACCAGGGCAUGAAUGUAAUGAGUCGUAUGCUAGACCACAACACACUGCCCUGGGAGUGGUCCAACUGCUCCAGACACUUCCUUACAGAGUUUCUGCAGUGAGUAUGUCUGCCUUACCUGGAGGGUGUUCUGAGGAUCAUACCGGGUGCAGGGAGCCUCUGGUUACUUGUAUGAGUAAGACCCUCGUCAGGAAGCACUUGUCCUGUUUCCUGACAAAUCUUACGUAAGCUAAGAUUACCUUUAUGUUGGUUCUAGUAUGUACUUAGUUGUAGCUGCAUGGUUUAACUCUCAUCUUCCAGUUCUGCCCCUCUGAUGUAUGCUUAUGGUUAUAAUCAUAACCAAAAUUUUUGCAGCGGUGGAGGGGUAAGCCAGUGGAAGUACAGUGCCU
Cherax quadricarinatus is the source of this 1010-nucleotide messenger RNA. The record is from RefSeq and is a predicted model, not a curated record. NCBI's taxonomy places the organism in Eukaryota, Metazoa, Arthropoda, Malacostraca, Decapoda, Parastacidae.